This is a messenger RNA of Letharia columbiana, 951 nucleotides long. RefSeq lists its product as uncharacterized. The record is from RefSeq and is a predicted model, not a curated record. Gene Ontology annotation, biological process: regulation of DNA-templated transcription. Lineage: Eukaryota; Fungi; Ascomycota; Lecanoromycetes; Lecanorales; Parmeliaceae. Gene Ontology annotation, molecular function: histone acetyltransferase activity. The coding region runs from base 1 to 951 and encodes 316 amino acids. The transcript has 3 exons.
AUGGGUUCCUUAUCAGUAUCGACCAAUGCCUUGGCAUCACCUUUGGCCACGCACCGCAACAAGGAGAAGCCUGCUGAUUUGAAUGUCCGCAAUGUUGUGCUUGGGGAUAUUCUCUUCAAGACAUGGUAUCCAUCUUUCUAUCCAGAGGAGCUGGUUGGAAGGGAGCUUGAGAGGCUGUUUGUCUGCCCAUGGUGCUUCAAAUACUCUAAGGACCUCAUGCCUUACCUAGCACACACAAAGGUGUGUCCAUUGAAACAUGAAGGUCCCCCUGGAAGACCAAUCUACUCGCGAGACCUGCACGCUAUCUACGAAGUAGACGGCGAGGAACACCAGCUUUUCGCCCAGAAUCUGUCCCUCUUUGCGAAGCUCUUUCUCGACAACAAGUCCAUCUUCUUCGAUGUCACGUCCUUCAACUACUACCUCCUCGUCCACACCCCCAACUCCACGAGCUCGCCUCAUCUCCAGGUCGUCGGCUUCUUCAGUAAAGAGAAGAUGAGCUGGGACAAUAACAACCUGGCCUGCAUCCUCGUGUUCCCGCCUUGGCAGCGCAAAGGCCUUGGCAAGAUUCUCAUGGGUGUAAGCUACGAACUCAGCAGGCGAGAGAAUCGCAUUGGUGGGCCAGAGAAACCAUUGAGUGAGUUGGGUAGGAGAGGAUACAUGCGAUUCUGGGAGGCCAGAGUUGCAAGGGCGAUUCUGGAACUAAAGGCCAAGCGAACGCUGAGUGUGGGGGAGAUUGCGGAGGUGUGUUGGGUGCUGCCUGAGGAUGUGGUGGCCACGUUGAAAGACAUGGGAGUGCUGACAGCAAGUAAGAGGGCCGAUGGUGCUGUAGUAUUCAAUAAGGCGAGGUUGAGGGAUUACGUCUCGAAGAGAGGGUUGGAUCUUGCGCCGCCAGUUAGUGAGGAAGGCUUUUUGGACGAAUGGAUGCCUGGACCUGAGGAGAGUGAGGUCUAA